Messenger RNA from Pterocles gutturalis (yellow-throated sandgrouse), 919 nucleotides. RefSeq names its product nudC domain-containing protein 1-like. The annotation marks the transcript as partial. The record is from RefSeq and is a predicted model, not a curated record. Lineage: Eukaryota; Metazoa; Chordata; Aves; Pterocliformes; Pteroclidae. The transcript has 5 exons.
GAAGUGAAACUUCGUGAUGAUCAGUAUACCCUUGACCACAUGCGUGCUUUUGGCAUGUAUAACUAUCUUCACCUUGAUUCUUGGUCCCAGGAUAAUGUCUACUAUGUUGAUCAAUUUGGAAGGGUUAUGAAUCUGUCAGUGACUCUGGACACUGCCCUACAAAAACCAAGAGAAGUUUUCAGGCUGCCUACAGAGUUGACAGCUUGUGAUAAUCGCCUUUGUGCCUCAGUACACUUCUCAUCUUCCAUGUGGGUUACCCUUUCUGAUGGUACAGGAAGACUGUAUUUAAUUAAAUCAGGCAAGCGUGGAAGUGGUGCAUCUGAAAAGUGGGAGAUUGUGUUUAAUGAAGAACUAGGAAGUCCAUUUGUUAUAGCACACAGUGUUUCAUUUAUAAAAUCUGGCAGGCAUUCAGUAGCUGUGUUGCUGCUUAGGGUAGAAAAAGAUGAAUUGGACGCAAAAGGAAGCGGAUUUCACAUUACCUUGGAAUGGGUUACAAUUGCAGAGAUAAGCAAAGAGGGUGAUCAUAGAUAUGAAAUCUUUAAAAGGAGAGUUUUACAAGGCAAAUCAGUCCCCCAUUAUGCAGCAAUAGAGCCAAAUGGGGAUGGUCUAAUGAUUGUUUCCUACAAACCAUUCAAAUUUAUGCAAGAUAAAGAUGAAAAAUUAGAAGAAAAUGAUGAUGAUGCAAAAGCAACAAAUGAAAAGAAAGACCCUCUCUAUUACUGGCAGCAGACUGAAGAAGAUGUGACAAUAACAGUUCACAUUCCUCAAGACAUCACUAAGGAUGACAUAAAAGUACGCUUUUCCCCUGAGAACAUAUAUGUUACGCUGAAAGACCAGCCUCCUUUGCUGGAAGGAAAACUCUAUUCAUCUGUGGACCAUGAAAGCUGCACGUGGAUAAUUAGAGAGAACAAAAGGUGUU